This is a messenger RNA of Trichoderma harzianum CBS 226.95, 897 nucleotides long. RefSeq lists its product as hypothetical. The coding region runs from base 1 to 897 and encodes 298 amino acids. Lineage: Eukaryota; Fungi; Ascomycota; Sordariomycetes; Hypocreales; Hypocreaceae. The record is from RefSeq and is a predicted model, not a curated record. The transcript is spliced from 6 exons.
AUGACUAUCGGCACGCAUCCUCACCGCCAGGACGCGGAUAAGUGCACUUACAUGCGUGUUGCCGCUAUGAGUCAACCAAAUCACAUUACAUAUAACACACGUUGGGAGAUGGAUCCCGAGAGAGCAACUCAGGGGAUGUGUACAGACGGCACCACACUUACAUGUUUCGUCUCGAAUGGAAGCAGAUCUCAAUCGCCACUGAACAGGCAAAUCUCACAACUGUACACCAACUUUUCCUCUUAUUGGAUCUACAUACCCUAUUCAUCUCGUUCCCACGAAGCCGUGUGUCAAAAUGCAACUCUGCUGGAACACGUACAAACACUUACUCACGGUACACAACUGCUUUCACCAAACUCCUUGCCUGUGUACAGCAAGUUGGGGAGCCAUUCAUUCUCCAAGCCUGACUUAGACGCCAUCGCUGACCACAAGCAGUACAUGUACCCUUCUUCGAAUCUGAUGGUAGGCAUCGGCUCCAUACCCAGCAGGAUGCCAAACCCUAUUGCCGAGGAGACAUUUGAAGGCAACCUCAACGACGCCCGAGCGGCAGGCCAGAGCAGAUUUGUCUUCGCCAUAUCAUCAACCGUCAUCAGCCAAGGGACAAGCAUAGUACAGGUCAUCCGAACUCUGCGUUCUUAUUCGCUCGCCGCUCCAGACAUGCUCCCACCACCAGUCGGACAUGGCUUCAACCUGAGCCUGUUUAUCCGAUUCAUGAUGAUAACCAGAGCUUGUGGUAGCUUAAAAGAUGAUAAUGACCUUAUCGAAGCGCUUACAUCAAAUAUCAUCAGCCGCUACAAGACACCCGAAGGAGCAAGGCUGUCUUUGUUUGCUUCAAGAGAUCAAAGUGCCCAAGAAAGGUUUCGAAAGAAGGUUUUGAAGGCAUACGAUGCAGUAAAUUAG